AUGGAUGAUGAAUGCAAUGACCCCAAUUUUCAACCAGAAACGGUACUUUUAGAUAAUGACGAAGACAAUGAAGAACAACAUGCGACUACCUCUGAGACACAAAAUAUUUGUGAAGAAGUGAAUCAACACCCAACAAGCGGCGACUACUACAAAGGAAAUCUGCUUGGUUCCAACGAUAACGACGAAGACGAUAAUGAUGACGAUGAGGAUGACGACGAAGAAAAUUACGACGAUUGCGAAAGCGGUGAGGUUGCAACAGACAACGUAAACGGCAGAAACUGCGGCGAAUUGGCGGACAAGUGUACUAACCAGCCCAAUCCACUUAGAAAAACAACCAACAGUCAUGAAAGAGAAAACGAUGAUUGCUUUGUAUAA
Molecule: messenger RNA, 375 nt
Organism: Bactrocera latifrons
Lineage: Eukaryota; Metazoa; Arthropoda; Insecta; Diptera; Tephritidae
Product: probable DNA-directed RNA polymerase subunit delta
Exons: 2
Coding region: 1-375 (124 amino acids)
Source: RefSeq, a predicted model, not a curated record